Alternaria triticimaculans is the source of this 1044-nucleotide messenger RNA. RefSeq lists its product as uncharacterized. The coding region runs from base 1 to 1044 and encodes 347 amino acids. NCBI's taxonomy places the organism in Eukaryota, Fungi, Ascomycota, Dothideomycetes, Pleosporales, Pleosporaceae. The transcript is spliced from 2 exons. The record is from RefSeq and is a predicted model, not a curated record.
AUGCACCUAGAGAUGGCAGUUGAAGGACAUAGCAAGUUCAUGGAUCCCGCGUCGAACGUGUCUAGUAAUCCGUUUCACAAACCGCGCCCUAUCGAGUCGGAGUCCGCCGAGAAGCUUGAGGCGCAGAAGGCCGACUACGAGGCCAGGAUCGCCGACAUGAGCAAAGUGUACCAGGCCAACUUAGAGAACACCAUCAAGGACUACGAGGCCAAGCUCAGCGAAAAGGAGAAACUCCAAGAGAUCGAGAUUGAACGCGUGAGGGACUUCAUCGGGCAUGAUGUCGUCGACAUAAAGAAAAAAUCCGAGACCAAGCUCAACCACCUCGCCGAGAACUACGAGGCCAAGAUUGCCCACUUAGAGAGCGAAUCGCAGUCCAAGCUCGAGAACACCAUCAAGCACUACGAGACCAAGCUCUACGACCAGAGGAAAUCCGAGCUCACGCUCAAGGGCAUACAAACGGACUACAAGACCAAUAUUGCAGAGAUGGAGGAAUAUAAUGCCAAGCUUUGUCACUCUAUCAGCGAGCACAAGACCAGGGAGAGCGAUAUGAAAAAGCAGUACGAAACCAAGCUUAACGACGAAAAGAAACACUGCGACUGGCUGCUCAAAGAAAUAAAGGGUGAAAAGAACUAUGAGAUCCAAAUCGACACGAUCAAGAAGGAACACGCACUAGAGUCUGAAGCCGCGCAGGAGGACUACGAGGCCGACCUCGACAGGCUCAAUCAGAGCUCUGCGAUUCUGCAACGUGCUUUCGCCGACCAGAGCUUGGAACUUGCAGCGCUCAAGGAGACAAAGACCAAGGAAGCCGACUUCCUCAGCAAGUCUGCCCAGCCAGACGCGGAAGCAAAAGAUGCAGGCCUGCUCGCUGACAAGAAGCCGGAUACCAAUGACAAGAAGCCCGAGAUCGACGCCCUCAAAGGCACUAUCGACGCCCUCAAGGACACCGUCAGUAUACAAAUGGUAGCCGCAGAAGAUCUCCGCGAGACUGUCAAGGACCUCCGAGAGCGCAAUGCAAAGCUCGAAGCAGAGCUUCAGAAGAAGUAG